UAAAAAAAAAAAAUAACAAAAACCAGAAAUAAACAAGCGAAAUGUUUGCGGGCGCCCAACGACUUUCCAGACGCAGCGCCGCUUCCAGUGCGCGGGCUCAGCUUAUAAAAAGCGUGCGGCGCCUGCGCAGCCGAAUCAUUACAACAAAGCUAACGCGCCAGUUAAUAGCCAAAAUGAAAUUCUUCGCGCUGUGCUCCGUGCUGUCCGUGCUGCUGCUGGCUGGCAGCGUGCGCUGCUUGCCACAGACCCGUGAGGGCGCCGCCUACUCGAACGAGGCCAUACGACAGGCGCAGCAGACGCUGCUCAUACCCAAGGAUGCCCAGAUCCAAAACGUGCAGGAGGGCAUCGAGCUGGGCGCCUACGAGCAGAUACCCGGCAACCAGCGCAUUAAUCUGUUCGACAUUCUCGGCGAUACGGUGCCAUCGGAGGUGAUAAACAACCUGCAGACGCAGGUCGAUCAAAUUGGACGCAAUUAAUGGCAAUCCCAUAAAUCAUGCGAUUUGGAUAUUUGCAUUUUGUUAAGUUUACAAACCCGAAAACAAAACUAAAAACUAAUAAAAACAAAAAAUCUUAUUUAA
Drosophila mojavensis is the source of this 578-nucleotide messenger RNA. RefSeq lists its product as uncharacterized. The transcript is spliced from 2 exons. Lineage: Eukaryota; Metazoa; Arthropoda; Insecta; Diptera; Drosophilidae. The coding region runs from base 42 to 476 and encodes 144 amino acids. The record is from RefSeq and is a predicted model, not a curated record.